AUGCCGCCAAAUUUUAAUUUGUUUAUUGAGCGCACUUUCAGGAUACACCUGCUUCUUGUGCCAAUGACGGGUCUAUCUAUCUAUCUAUCUAUCUAUCUAUCUAUCUAUCUAUCUAUCUAUCUAUCAAUUGAUCACAUUAUUCAGAUCUAUCUAACGAUAGAUCAAUCUAUGGAUCGAUCGAUCUAUCGACAUCAAUAUGCUCAAAUCAUUCAGUUUUCAGAUCUAUGUAUCUAUCCAUCGAUCGGUAUAUCUAUUGUUCUGAAUGUGUUCAGAUCUAUCUCAACGUGUUACAUCUAUCUAUCUAUCUAUCUAUCUAUCUAUCUAUCUAUCUAUCUUAGUUUUCAGAUCUGUCUAUCGAUCUAUCGCUCCAUUGAUCUAAUAUGUUCAAAUCUAUCUAUCUCAAUGACGAUAUCUAUCUAUCUAUCUAUCUAUCUAUCUAUCUAUAUAUAUAUAUAUAUAUAUAUAUAUAUAUAUAUAUAUAUAUAUAUGACGAUAUCUAUCUAUCUAUCUAUCUAUCUAUCUAUCUAUCUAUCUAUAGAUGACGAUAUCUAUCUAUCUAUCUAUCUAUAUCUAUCUAUCUAUCUAUCUAUCUAUCUAUCUAUCUAUCUAUCUAUCUAUCUAUCUAUUACAGUGUGGAUCUAUCUAUCUAUCUAUCUAUCUAUCUAUCUAUCUAUCUAUCUAUCUCAGUGUGUUCAUAUCUAUCUAUCUCUCUACUACAAUAUGUUCAAAUCUAUCCAUCUAUCUAUCUUUUGUGUGCAUAUAUAUAUAUAUAUCUAUUUCAAUGUGUCCAAAUCUAUCUAUCUAUCUAUCUAUCUAUCUAUCUAUCUAUCUAUCUAUCUAUCUACUUCAAUAUCUUCAUUUUAUUCUCGUGUCAAGAAUUCAUUUUUUCUUUCCGGUAUAUUUUGGUUACAGCCGUAUUUUAUGUCAAUGGAUAAUGCGCAUGGAUAA
Molecule: messenger RNA, 948 nt
Organism: Acanthosepion pharaonis
Lineage: Eukaryota; Metazoa; Mollusca; Cephalopoda; Sepiida; Sepiidae
Source: the annotation of a GenBank genome assembly